Stegodyphus dumicola is the source of this 1509-nucleotide messenger RNA. RefSeq names its product spermatogenesis-associated protein 22-like. NCBI's taxonomy places the organism in Eukaryota, Metazoa, Arthropoda, Arachnida, Araneae, Eresidae. The record is from RefSeq and is a predicted model, not a curated record. Gene Ontology annotation, biological process: gamete generation; regulation of meiotic cell cycle; homologous chromosome pairing at meiosis.
CUUUCUGGAAGACUUUCUUAAGAAAAAUGGCUCUUAUUCACGUUACAAGCGCAGAAAACUAAGAAAACGUCCGUAGCCUGUUCGCCUGAGUUUGAAUCCUCGAGGUGAAUUGUUAAAAAAAAUGGUUGCAGGUCCGAAUAAUGUGGCCAAUAAACCCACUUCUUUCACCUUCAGGAAUAAUGUUGCAUCACGCAUGCGAAAUCACAUCCCACCUGCUACUCCAGCGUUAGGAGGAAACUACCGAAUGUCGGCAAAUUUGAGAACACCUGUGUUGACCAAUAUGUGGGAGCAGAACACACAUCCGUAUGAAGCUGGCCAGUCAGGUUACAUUGGAAUGGAACCAGCAGCACAGAAAACGCCUUUACUGCCUAAUCAGAGAGGGUCGAAGUCAAAUAUCUAUGAAACAACGCCUUCGUACAAUAAUAGCUACUCUACUUCAAUGGAAGUUGUAGAUCAUGAUAAUUGGGGAAUGGAAGACGUUUUUGGGAAUGAAAAUUUUAUGAAUCCAAAUGAGGAAUAUUGGCCAAACGAUACGAACAUGUUCCCUGUCCAACCACAUAGAAUUCAAAAUAAUAACUCGUUUAAUAUUCAAGAUCUGCCAUGUGAAAAUCGGAAUGACAAGACGAAUAAAGCACAAAAGACACAUAUGAGACAAACCGUUUUAAGCUCCGAUUCGUUAAAAGGCUUGGCGUUUAAACUGGAAAAGUCUAAGAAAAGGAAAAAUACUGUUUUAUCCGAAAAUUGCCAAAGAAUUUUUCCCCGAUGGAACACUCUUCCUUCAGCUGAAUCUCUAAACAAUAAACUGGAUGGCGAAGAUUACAGUUUCCCAAGGAUGUUCACAGUCACCGUGGAAAAGUUGUUGGCAUGGCCACAAAUAUUGAGUGGAAGAAAAGCCAUAUUUGAGUUAUAUGGAAUUCUUGAAAAAAUAUCUCAGACCAGCUUGCUAAGUGCUAAAAAUAUUUGUUUGAAAACUCAAAAAGUGAGAAUCAGUAUGACUUGCACCUUUUAUGAAAUAGAUCGUCCACUUCCAAAACUUGUGAUUGGUCAGUGGCAAAGGUAAAUUUCUAUACUUUUUCUGUCUUCCAUUUCGGUAAAAUGAAUUAACAACUGACGAAAAGGACUUUUUCAAUUAAAUUAUAUUGUUAUUAUGCUUUGUCUGAGUAUUUGCAGUAGUGUUUUCUUUGAAACCUCCAUUAGUUUCUUGGAAUUUAAAAUAUUUCUUAGAACUGUUGACCUAUUGCAAAAAAGAAAAAAUACUACAAGAAAUUUAUAUACCGUCCAUAUUAAUCACAUCCACUCAAUUACGAAAAUUAAAUCCAUGGUAAAAAGAAAAAUGAUAGACAUAGAUAAAAAUGGGAGGGAAAAAAGUUUUAAAGCACUUAGAGCACUUUCAUAUACGAGACGCAGACUGAAUAACCGAAGUAAAAGAAAACAAUUCUUUGAUUCCUCUCUUGCAGCUUUGUCGGAAUUCAAAUGUCGUUUCAGAUAGCUUACUAUAGUACAAAUUAU